GCCCACUAAAGAUAAAAAUAACGUACGUUUCUUAAUAGCUCCUUUAUGCAAAUAAAUUGGUAAAAUGUGCUGUGACAAUUACACUCCGAAAGAAUGUAAAGCUAUCGAGUGUAAUUUAAACGACCAUGUGCGCGAGAGGUAACAGAGAUAACGAAUCUGUAGUAAAGCGUAGGACUAGGAAUAGCUGGCUUAAUUUAGUUACUCGUCAACGCAAGAAUAAAUUAGUUCACUCCGUUCUGUGAGUUUUCCCUCCGACGAAACGUCUACUGCACGCACGUGACUUAAACAUCUUCAAUGAAAGAAGGGUAUGCAUUCAUGAUGGACUAGCACGAAUAAGUACUUGACUCACUCCUCUAUGCCUAGGCAGAAAAUGCAGAUACCAAUAACUAGAUGGAAUAUUUGUUUUAUUUGUGCAGGGGCAGUACUUACAAUACUUGGGGUAGCAUUCUUAAGUUGCACUUCGGCAAUUUACGAUUUCAUUAUAAGCAGCACUCUCAAACUUGAACCAAACUCCACCCUAUACAAAGGUUGGCAAAAGCCUGACGGUGCGAUUCGGUUUGACAUAUACCUUUUUAAUUGGACAAAUCCCCACGAAAUUGGAGAUCCAAACAUCAAACCAAAAUUUGAGGAGGUGGGGCCGUACCGAUACAUACAUUUCAAGGAGAAAACCGACAUAGUGUGGAAUACUGAUAAUGAAACCAUCACCUACAAGUACCUUAAAUAUUUUUAUUUUGACGAGGAAAAUUCUCCCCGUCAUGUUUCCGAUGUCAUCACGACAAUAAAUAUGGUUCCUUUGACAACUGCCCACAUCACCGACGAUUGGCACUUGGCAGUUCAACUAUUCGUUUCAACACCGGUUAAAAGAAGCCCUGUGUUCGUACAAAAAACCGUAAAAGAGAUCCUCUUCGAUGGAUACGAGGAUCCAGUUCUCUCGGUACUAAACGCAGUUCCAUUUGUCUCUGAUACAGAAGCGACAAAAUUCGGUUGGUUCAUCGGGAGGAAUGGAUCGGUGGGUACGGAUGGCGUCUAUAACAUGCGAACAACGGCAGGCGACGAGUUCGCAACGCUCAAGAAUUGGAAUUAUGCAAACCACACUUCGUUCUUUGAAGGUCGCUGUGGAAAAAUUUACGGUUCCGGCGGCGAAAUGUUUCCAAGAAACCUAAAACCGACGCACAUCGACGUGUUUUCGGCGGAAAUGUGUCGUACUGGACGAUUUAAUUUCGCUAAAAAAACCGCGGUUAAGGGAAUACCUGGGUAUAAAUUUACAGUGGGGGAUGAGGUUUUCGAUAAUGGUACGAAGUUAAAGGAAAAUGUUUGUUAUGAUAACUCGUUACCGUCGGGAAUUUUGAAUGUUUCUUCAUGUAAAGACCAUUCGCCUGUAUUUCUGUCUUUGCCACAUUUCUACUAUGCCGAUCCAUUUUAUGUUGAUGCCGUGGAAGGAUUGCACCCGGAAAAGGACAAACACGAACUUUACAUGAUUUUAGAACCUAAUACUGGUUUAAUCCUGGAUCUCGCCGCCCGAAUGCAAAUUAACGUGCAAUUGCAUCCAUUGGACGGAUUUGGCAAUUUUGCGAAUUUGCCUCACCUGAUCUUUCCCGUUCUGUGGUUCGAGCAACAAGUGACUGUUGCGGACGAACUAGUUGCAAAUUUAAAGUUACUAUUUCAGUUACCGAAAAUAUUAGAAAUCAUUAGUUUGGUGAUAAUAGUUGUAGGUAUUUUAUGUAUCAUAGGUAUGAUUAUUUACAUAAUGUGUUUUAAAAUGAGAAAUAAGAAGGAGGAAAAACGCCCCAAAGAAGAAAUUCCUCUCAACUCUAAGUCAUAGCGUAAUUCUACAAACGUGAAAAAAUGUUACUUGUGUACCAUUUUCUCAUUUGAUUGUGUUGUUAUUUAUUUCAUAGAUUCUUUCUAAUUUUAGAAAGAUGUGUCAAUCAUUAAAUACAUUUGUAGUGCUUUUUAUAAUUAUAGAAAAAUGAAAAAUCGAAA
This is a messenger RNA of Photinus pyralis (common eastern firefly), 1983 nucleotides long. Its product is annotated as protein peste-like. NCBI's taxonomy places the organism in Eukaryota, Metazoa, Arthropoda, Insecta, Coleoptera, Lampyridae. Gene Ontology annotation, cellular component: cytoplasm; membrane. Gene Ontology annotation, molecular function: scavenger receptor activity. The transcript is spliced from 8 exons. Bases 356 to 1822 code for a protein of 488 amino acids. The record is from RefSeq and is a predicted model, not a curated record.